This is a messenger RNA of Cryptococcus deneoformans JEC21, 1530 nucleotides long. Its product is annotated as arsenite transporter, putative. Bases 107 to 1414 code for a protein of 435 amino acids. Gene Ontology annotation, biological process: arsenite transport; antimonite transmembrane transport. The transcript has 9 exons. Gene Ontology annotation, molecular function: antimonite transmembrane transporter activity; antiporter activity; arsenite transmembrane transporter activity. Gene Ontology annotation, cellular component: plasma membrane. NCBI's taxonomy places the organism in Eukaryota, Fungi, Basidiomycota, Tremellomycetes, Tremellales, Cryptococcaceae. The record is from RefSeq and is a predicted model, not a curated record.
GGGAAUCUGGGUCUUGCCUGCCUCCUGUGUUAAUAAUCUCUUUGAGCCAUUCCUUUUCAUCCACUGCACAUUGAGUACUGCAGAAUCUAUCAACAGAUUUAUCAACAUGGUUCAAUGCCACCCGCUCGACUCUCUUUCCUCGGCGGCCGGUGGCAGUCCACAUGAAAAAACGCCUUUAGUCCAUCCACCCAUGAUUUGCAAAGGCGACUGUCAAUGUUUCAAAGAGAAUUAUGAAACAAUUCCGGCGCUCAAUACUUCGAGUAUACAUACUGAUAGAAGGGAAGUCGGUGAUGUUGAUUUAGAAGGCGGUAUAUAUAUUGUCAAGUCGCUGAGCUUCUUGGACCGCUUUUUGGCACUUUGGGUACUGGCAGCUAUGAUUAUAGGCGUUAUUAUAGGGGAAUUUGCCCCCAAUGUUGAGUUGAUCUUGACUGGCGCCAACCUCAAAGGGGUAUCUGUUCCUGUGCUAGUCGGACUGCUCUGCAUGAUGUGGCCGAUCCUAACCAAAGUCCAAUACGAGCGCCUACCAAGUUUGCUUCAAAGUUCUCACAUCUACCGACAAAUUGGGAUGUCACUUUUCCUAAAUUGGAUUGUCGGACCGUUCAUCAUGUUGGGGAUUGCUUGGGCGACGCUCCCAGAUCUUCCAACUUAUCGUGAAGGUAUCAUUCUUGUUGGGCUAGCUCGUUGUAUUGCCAUGGUCAUGAUCUGGAACCGCCUGGCACACGGUAACGAAGACUAUUGUGCUAUCCUAGUCAUCAUUAAUUCCAUCCUUCAAAUCAUUCUUUACUCCCCCAUGUCUGUCUUUUUCAUUAACAUAAUUUCCCGAUCCGAAAAUGCCAUUUCAUUAAGCUACGGAGAGACUGCUAUCGCUGUACUCAUCUAUCUGGGGAUUCCACUGGGUGCAGGGGUCUUAACAAGAUUUGGAGGGUUAUUGGUACUAGGGAAGAAGAGGUUUGACAGUUUCUUGACGUACUUUGGAAUAGUCUCACUCGUCGCUCUUUUAUACACCGUCAUUAUCAUCUUCGCCGAGCAAUCCCACCGUAUCAUUCACAACCUUGGCCCAACAUUUCGCACCUUUGUUCCUAUGAUACUUUAUUUCGCCCUCAUGUGGACAUCAUCUUUCGCUUUAAUCUGGCUGCUGAGCCAAAAGAAGGGAGGUGGGAGAAAAUGGGGAUAUGAAAUGGCUGUCGUUCAAGCUUUCACUGCUGGAUCAAACAAUUUCGAACUUGCGAUCGCUGUGGCUAUUGCCGUCUAUGGUGUCUCGUCGGAUCAAGCUCUCGCGGCGACAAUAGGCCCGCUUGUAGAGGUACCAGUACUAUUAGCGCUAACUUGGGUGGCAUUGCUUGCCAAGAAGAGGCUGAAUUGGGGAGAAAAUGAUGUGACUGGCGAGACAUGCGAGAGGGAAUGUGGAUGUUAGAUGUGGUUUUGUUUGAUGGCUAUUGCCGUUUGCGCCACUACACCGUUGUAUAUCUAUGAGGGAAAAUGCAUCUGUCUAUCUUUAGUUACUAUCGAUGUUAUGAAGCCGCAAUGAUU